AUGCGAGCAAUUUCAGUUCAAAACGGGCAUGGCCCCGCGUCAGCCAUGUUCAUUGACGACACUGUGCCUGAUCCGGUGCUCAAAGGAGAUAGAAUAAUUGUUCGGGUCAAGGCCUUUGGCCUCAAUCGUAUGGAUAUAUGGCAACGCCAGCAAGCUUAUCCUUACAAGCUCCCCGAGGAAUCACAUGGAAACAUCAUGGGCGUGGAAUUCAGUGGGAUUAUUGAGCAAUUGGGACCAGACUGCUCAACAAGUACUUUCAAGGCUAGUGACAGGGUCUUCGGACUGGUUUAUGGUGGUGCUUAUGCGGAGAAAGUAUCCAUAUCAGAAAGAAUGUUAAUGCAUCUCCCCAAAGAAUUAUCAUUUGAAGAGGGUGCUGGUAUACCAGAGACAUACUUCACUGCCAGCCAAGCCAUUCAUCUAGUUGGCAACAUGGCGCCAAAGGCUAACGUGUUGAUACAUGCUGGAGCCUCCGGGGUUGGCCAAUCUGCCAUCCAAGUGGCGCGACUGGCAGGUGCCCAAAAGAUAUUCACGACAGCUGGUACACCUGAGAAGUGCGAACUAGUGAAAUCCCUCGGAGCUGAUUUUGCUAUCAAUUAUCGGGCGGGUGAAGACUUUGCAGAAGUCGUGUCCCGUGAAACAGACGGCAAAGGCGUAGACCUCAUUGUGGAUCUAGUCGGUGCUAAUUACUGGGCUCAAAACGUCGCUUCUGCAGCCGUUGAUUCUAGAAUCGUUAUCAUCGCCAUGAUGAGCGGCGGAAAGAUCCCAGAGUUCGAUAUGCGGCCGUUGUUGACGAAGAGGGUCUGGAUUUGCACGACUACAUUGAGGAUGAGAUCAGUCGACUAUCAAAUCGGAGUGAAGAAUUUCUUCGUGCAAAAUAUCCUGCCGGGCCUGGUGGAGAAAAAGAUCAAGGCUGUAAUUGAUAAAGUCUACAGCUGGAAGCAGAUUGGAGAAGCUCAUGAGAGGAUGGAAAACAAUCAGAGUGCCGGCAAAAUCAUUUGCAUUGUUGAUUGA
Molecule: messenger RNA, 1011 nt
Organism: Talaromyces amestolkiae
Lineage: Eukaryota; Fungi; Ascomycota; Eurotiomycetes; Eurotiales; Trichocomaceae
Exons: 4
Coding region: 1-1011 (336 amino acids)
Molecular function (GO): oxidoreductase activity
Source: RefSeq, a predicted model, not a curated record